CAGGGCUGUUUGUCAGGCUGCUUGGCCGGGAUACAGCACGUGGCGUCACUGGGUGUGGUGACUUUAACGAGCCCAUCGGGCUUUACAUCGCGUUAUGAAUGGCUGGGGGGCUGUUCAGUCUUUUCUAAAACAACUGAAAGUCUUUCGUGGCGUUUUCUUUUCGAGUUUAGUCUCGUUUCUUAACUUUGUUAGUUUGGGUGGAAAUGGUCAAAAAACAACUUUAAAUAAAACCCAGGUUAUUCCCAGGUGUCACUACCUGCUCGGUUUGGUGUUAAGGAGGAAUGGUAAAUAAGUCUACGCCUAGAGCAGAGUCAGGCCCUCUAACGGGAUGUCCUAAAGUGUGACAGAAAGCUGUUCUCCAGAAAAGCAGCUCCGCUGUAUACAAAGCCAAUCUCAGUGCAGUGAAGAGGAAAUGAGUCAUAGGAGCUGGAGCCAGAGCGUGGGUGUGGGCGCUUUUAAAACAAGGCCCACACUCGCCAUGACUGAUUCACAUGCGAGCUGCUCUCCGCAAAGUCACCACAUCAGCUUGCGCUUUCACACUUCUCACACACACACACACACGAAUUUCACUUCAGCCAGCUCAAUGGAUAUCAGCACUGUUUUCCGUGCAGUCUGCUUGGCUCUCGUGGCUGGAACCCAUUUAAGUGGAGCAAACGCGGAAAGAACUUCCUUCUGUGCAACAUCAGAGUUCUAUAACAGCGAUCUUGGUGAUUGUGUGCCAUGUUCUACAUGCAUACAGUUCCCCAAAACCCCAUCAUGUCACACAUGCCCACCUGUCAAGUCUCCUGAUUCCUGGAGGGUUGCAGCCAUUACCAGUUUCUCAGUGCUGGCAGCUGUGGUUGUUUUUGGAGCUUUGCUCAUAGGAGUGUUAGUUCAUCAAUGCAAAUCUAAAAGGACAUUAAGUGAGCCCAUUGAGGAAACUACAGGUCCACUUUAUCCUGUGUAGGCAGAGCAUUAAGCAGCACAACUGAAUGGAAUAGAAGAAAUCAAGGUAUCAAGAAAGCUGUUGAUUCAGUCGACGACCUGUUUGCUAAUAUGUUGACUUCAGAGUGUACUAUGAGUAGCAUUCAAGAGGCUUCUAAUUUAUUAUAUUGGUAGGUCAUAUAUAGAGGUGAUUAACACACUCCAGAACAUGUAGACAACAGUCACUGUGAUCUCAGAAACCUCAAAGACAUUGUCCUUUACUGUGUGAGCUAAAGGUGACUAAAGGUGCUUUUUUGAGUAAUCUCCUACACAUCAGCAACGCUCAUAUGCUUUUCAACAGACACGGUGGAAAUAGUUUUUUAACCUCUAUUUUUGAAAGGCAUUAUAUAUAUUUUUUUAUUGGGAACUCCCUUGUUUCGUUUUUCUUCUAGUCAUUUCUUUGAGAAUUCUUGACCCCCCUGUGCACAGCAAAAACUGCCUUAACUUUUCAGAACUGUAGCGUAGAAAUGGCUAUGAGCCACAAAUACCUUUUGUACUUUUUACCUCCAUAUUAGACUUAUUCUGGCCUAUUGAAUGUAUUCUGUAAUCAAUAGUUUGUAGAUAAAUUGUGUAUAUAUUCAUGUCCUUUGCACUGUUAGGAUGUAGUUGUAAGACUGUCUGUAGUAAACUUUCUAUGGGUUAAACGUGUAGGAGAAAUAGCACCUGUAGAGAUGCAUGUCGAAAUACAGGAUGGUGACAAAUUCUAGAAAAAAAAAUGUUAACAGCAUGACGAUGCCCCAUGCACAGGACACGAGGACUCACUAAGCUGAGGGGUAUAAAAUGUAAAUCGUAUGCUAUGGGUUUUGCAGUCACUCAACCGUAGUAAACACCUAUGGGAUUUGUUAGAACCGCUCAUCCCUCCAGUAACAGUUCCAGAAAUUUGUAGAAUCAAUGUGCCUUACUGCAAUGCUUUUAGUUUUUACCGUAAUUUGUGACCUGCUUGUAUUUGGUUCUAAAAAGCUGCUGCAGGUUCAAAUAUCCUGUGACUGACUAGGAUACACUCAGUAAAAAUAAAUCCACACAUCAUAUAAACAUUUUGUCCAUUUGUUAUUACUAAUACUGCCAUUACACUAUAUUAUAAUAGCUAACAUAUGGCUGAUAUUUCUUCAAGCCUUGGCCAUCAUUAUCAACUUAUUAUUUACCAUGCUUCAGACACACUGCUGAAGUACUAAGAAAGCUAAAGCUAUCGGUCCUACAUUAUAGAGCUCAGCGAGGAGGAACAAGGUGGUAAAUCCAAGACUCGUCACUAUUUUGGUAUUGGAUCACCUUGAUAUUUAGGUCAGAGUUUGUGCCUUUAGAGAUGGUUUACCUGAUAUUGGACUGGAAAAAUAAGUCUUAGGCAUGUAAACAAACAACUGAGUUGCACAAUUAGGCAACUGUUGCAUAUUCAGUGAAUGUUAAUUUAAUAUGUAAUGUAAAUAAAGAAUUUUAAAUACAAUCUA
This is a messenger RNA of Silurus meridionalis, 2405 nucleotides long. RefSeq lists its product as uncharacterized. Gene Ontology annotation, molecular function: protein binding. Bases 413 to 946 code for a protein of 177 amino acids. Gene Ontology annotation, cellular component: plasma membrane. NCBI's taxonomy places the organism in Eukaryota, Metazoa, Chordata, Actinopteri, Siluriformes, Siluridae. Gene Ontology annotation, biological process: positive regulation of apoptotic process. The record is from RefSeq and is a predicted model, not a curated record. The transcript is spliced from 5 exons.